AUGGGAAAUUGUUUCAAUUACAAGGGUAACACAGUCGAAGCGGUUCCGCUUGGUUCUCAUUUAGAGACAAGUUUAAGUAAUAUCUAUGAGGCUCAUCAGAAAGAGAUGGUCAAAGAAAUUAAGGACGUUUAUGAGCAAGUUUUAAAAGGAGAUGCUGGCUCAAUUAAACUGAUAAAAAUUCAAUGGGAACAAUUGGACGAAACAGGAAGUAAGUUGCUGAGCUUUGUUCUUCCAGAACUUCCAUCUUUGAGAGAGCUGAAUUUAAAAGAUAAUAAUCUCCAAGAAAAAGGUGCUAACCAGUUAAGUAAAGAGCUGAUAAGGGCUACUGGUCUUAAAAAACUUGCUGUUACUGAAAAUCACUUAGGUGAUGGAGGCUUAUACUAUAUUUCUGCAACAUUCAAAUAUUUGAAUAGUGUCGAAGAGCUAAAUCUUGAAAACAACGAUAUAACUGAUGCUGGGGCACAAGAAUUAGCAAAAAAUAUGAAUGGGCUAGGAAAUUUAAGAGUUUUAACUAUCCAUAAAAAUCAAAUCAAAAGCAAAGGACUUCUUGCCCUUGCUCAAGCACUCAAUGCGAUCCCAAGUUUCCAAGAGUUUACCUUUGAUAUGAAAGAUGUGCCUGAUAAGGAUAUUGAGAUGAUUCAAAGUUUGGUCCCUAAAAUUAUAUUGAGUGGUCGUUAA
Molecule: messenger RNA, 678 nt
Organism: Blepharisma stoltei
Lineage: Eukaryota; Ciliophora; Heterotrichea; Heterotrichida; Blepharismidae
Source: the annotation of a GenBank genome assembly